Molecule: messenger RNA, 1812 nt
Organism: Gadus morhua (Atlantic cod)
Lineage: Eukaryota; Metazoa; Chordata; Actinopteri; Gadiformes; Gadidae
Gene: crhbp
Product: corticotropin releasing hormone binding protein
Exons: 7
Coding region: 105-1064 (319 amino acids)
Biological process (GO): hormone-mediated signaling pathway; negative regulation of corticotropin-releasing hormone receptor activity; negative regulation of corticotropin secretion
Molecular function (GO): corticotropin-releasing hormone binding
Source: RefSeq, a predicted model, not a curated record
CUCUCUGAUCCAGAGAGGACUUUAUCGGACAGGCGGAUGUGUCUAUAAAACGACGACGGGGUGCUCAGACCGCAGACUAGUGACAGGUUGGCAGAAGGCGCGUGAUGGAGCGCGCUUUCCGAGAGAGGCUGUUCUUUGCCCUGCUUUGUCUGUCUGUUCCCAGGAGAGACUGCCGCUACAUAGAGGACAACGAGGUGAUCCAAGAAGAAUUAUUCUCCGUCCUCAACUCGGAUCUCAAGAGAGAACUACCCGACGCCUCAAUGUACCGCCGACCCUUACGGUGUCUGGACAUGGUCGCACUGGAGGGCCAGUUCACCUUCACCGCCGCCAGGCCCCAGCGUGGCUGCGCAUCCUUCUUCAUCGCUGAGCCCAACAAGGUGUUCAGCCUGUUCUACGACCACGUCAACAUAAACUGUAGAGGAGGGGACUUCAUCAAGGUGUUUGACGGUUGGGUGAUGAAGGGCCAGAGGUUCCCAAGUCUCCAGGACCACCCCCUGCCGCUGCACCAGCGCUACGUGGACUACUGCAACUCGGACGAGCUGUCCCGGAGGACCGGCGUGCGCUCCUCUCAGAACGUCUUCAUGCUCUUCUUCCACAUUCGCCAUGCGGGCGACGGCUUCACCAUCACCGUGCGCCAGCACCUCAACCCGUUCCCCUGUAACAUCAUCUCCCAGACACCAGAGGGCAGGUUCACCAUGGUGGUCCCCCAGCAGCACAGGAACUGCAGCUUCUCCAUCAUAUACCCUGUGCAGCUCCAGAUCUCAGCCUUCAGCCUUGGACGCCGCAGUGACCCUGCCCUUCCCAAGAUGUCAGUAACAGGAUGUUCAGAAGCUGGGGAUUUUGUGGAGUUGCUGGGAGGAAGUGGCCUGGACACAUCACAAAUGUCUCCUAUAGCAGAGCUCUGCUCUUCCUUCAAUGGACCCACUCAGAUGAAGAUCGGAUGUGACAACACGGUGUUGAGGCUGGUCUCCAGCGGGAGGUUUGUCAACACCUUGACCUUCAGCUACAACCUGCUGGACCAGCACGACCUCAACAGUGUGGACGGUUUCUGUUUCACCGAGUGAUGCUCCGCAGAGUGAUGACCGAGACUCAUGGGUCAGGGGACAUUGAUCUCAAAGAAAAAAUACCAUUGCUUUGUUUGCUAUUUUUCUUUGUUUUUACAUCACUGAUAACAUUUGAUCAUUGUGUUGCGUUUAUGGUUUUGAUUUUGCAGAGCUGGAAUAAAACAACUUUUGUAUGUAAGCCGUGACCUCAACAUUUGCCGUCAUUGAUGUUCAUUUAAUUUAAACGAUAUUCCUUUUUUUUUGGAAGAUGUCUAUAAGGGUAGAAUAAUAGAAAACAAAUAUCAAAAAGAAGGCUUCCUUAAAGGGCCCCUAUUCCUCCACCAGCUCUCAGAUCUCUUUUGUGACAUCACAACUGAGAGUGGCCACCUGUCAACCUCCUUCCAGUCCUGGUUGACAUUGUGAUGUUACAAAUUGUAAUGUUAAACCCAACAUUUCCUUUGAUUAUGUAUAUUUGAGUAUUUAUUUUUUGUAUUUAAGCUUCUAACAAUAUAAGUUUGAAGAAUAUAUUCGUGGCUAACAUUCUUUUAAAUAGAAUGAUGGCAUGAAUGCUUGAAUGCUUUUAUCUAUUAAGUGAUCAAGGAUUGUAUGUUGUGAUGAGUUCUGCCACAUUGCAUAAAGAAAUGUGCAAAAUAAUUACGUUAACAAAAUGGUCUUAUGGGCAUUUUUAAAAAAUAUAUUCAAACUGUUUUAAGACAUACCCGUCAAUUUCCCGGAUGUAAAUGUAAAUAAAAAAGGUUUUGUGGAAUGA